Molecule: messenger RNA, 2755 nt
Organism: Paramecium sonneborni
Lineage: Eukaryota; Ciliophora; Oligohymenophorea; Peniculida; Parameciidae
Source: the annotation of a GenBank genome assembly
AUGUUAAAAUUGAUUGAUAAACUUUGUAAUACCCUAAAAUUACAGUUAAAUCUAUCUUCUUCAACUAAUGUAUGGAUUUGAAAUUAAAUAUAGGAUAUUUUAGAAACUAAUAUACUUAGAUUUGUAAAAGAAUGUGUAAUUUACAUUUUUCAUAUUCCAUUAGAAUACGAUAUUGAAUCAUUUUUUACAAUCUCUGAUAUUGAUAAUACCAUGUCCAAUAUUCAACAAUAUUUAAAUACAAUACAAAAAAAAAACCAUUUUAAAAAAAUAUUUAGAAAUGAAGGCUUUUAAUCAGGUGAAUAAAGUUCAAGUGAUGAAUUUGAUUCCAUCAUUAGAAAUAAACAAAAAGUCCAUAAAAUUAAUACCUUAGAACAUAAACCUACUGACAUUCCUUCUACCGAAAACGAUUUGUCUUAGUUAAGUAAUCUCUAGAAUCUAUUAUAUGAAACUAACAUUAAAGUAACCAAAAGGGAUGAAUAAAUUUUAUAGAUGACCACACAUUAUUUAAAAGAUAUUUAACAUCUUAAAUCUAUGGUAAGCAUUUUUUUCUAUUAUUCAAGUUUCUAAAGUAACUAGAAAAUCCUGACACUGAAUUUUAUGAAGUUAACUACUUUGAUAUAAAAUAAGCAUUAGAACCAGAAUUAUAGAAUUAUAUUCAGGAUAAAUUUAAUCUGUUAUAAAAACAAUGUUAAUAAACUGUUUAAAGAAUCAAAAUUGAAUUGACUGCUAUUAGUGCUGAAUGUGAAUCUCAUAAAAAAACCAUCUCAGUUCUUCUUUAAAAUAAUACACUUUAAUCCAUCAUUAAAAUGUUAUUUCUUAUAGAAAAAGAUCCAUAUAAAAUUUGGAAACAAAUCUAAGAUUAAGUUGGAAAUAAGAUUAUUUUUCAAGUCUUUGAUAAUUAAAUUGGGGGUUAUGGAAUUAAUUAUAGAGAAAUAGAUGAACUUAUUUCUAAAAAUUCAGCUGGUGGAAGAAUGUUCUAAAGAUAAAAAUAAUUAUAUUAAGAACAACUAAAAAUUAUGAUAGACGACAAUAUCUAAAUAAUUUCCAAUUUAAAAUAGGAAUUAUAAUCUAAAGAAUAGGUUGUUGAAGAACUUUAACUGUAACAUGAAGAAAGUGUAAAUAAAAUAUAAGAAUAAUUUAAUGAAAUAUUAGAAUAGAAAUUAAAAGAUUAAUAAUAAAAACUUUCAUAAGAAUUUGAAAUGAAAUUUAAAUAACAACAAAAUGAUUUGACUGAUCCAUAAUUAAUUAAAAAAAUGAGUUUAAAAUUUGCUUUUGCAAGAUGGGUUAAUUUUUCAAGAUUUUAUCGUCUUUUUGAAGAAGAUUUAGAUGAAGAUAAUUUGUAUGAAUUGAAAUAAAAAAUUAAUCAUUAUUUAAAAUAGGUUAAUGAUGAAUUUACAUUAAAAGAUUAUGAAAAAUUGAUUUAAAAUUAUUAGUAAUCACAAUAUAUUAUUAUAAAAUUUGAGCAAGAUAAGAAUACAAUUGAAUAAAAAUGUAAAUCUCAAUAAUUAGAGAUUUAAAAACAUAAAAAUACAAUAUAAAUGUAAUUGUAAACAAUCCAAGUAUAAAAACAAGAAUUAUAAAAUUGUGAAACAACAAUUAAAUUAAUAACAAAGCCGUUUUGUUCAAUAUUAUAAAAAUUAGGUUAUCCAUCAAAAAUAAAUUUUUUAUCAAUCUUAAAGAGUGGAAUUAAUUUAGAUUUUUUACAAAGUGAUGAUCCAGAAAUUCAAUCAAGUUUAACAACAUUUUUUGAAUUGGCAAUUUCUUAACAAAUAAUUCAUAAUAAUAAGCCUAAAAGGAAUGCUGAAACAAUAACUGAAUUUUUUGAUGUAUUAUUGCUUAGUUAAUAUAGAUUAGAUAUGUUAUAUCAUAAGAAUUGAAUGAAGAUAGUAACUUUUAACAACUUAGAUUAUAGUCUCCAGAAGUGCCCCAAAUUUAAUAAUAAAUUACUGAAUAUGGAACUAGUCCUAAAGAUCAAUUAAAUUAUACAUAAAUAGAAAAUAAAUUUCCAAUUAAAGCAACUCAAAAAACAUCUAACAAUACAAACUAAUCUCCAAAAUCUAAUCGAGUUUAAAAUUAAUUUUAAUAAAUCAAAAUGAGUUUAAAGAAAGAUAGAAAAAAUGAAAGUGUACCACCAAAAAGAGAAAAAAAAAGUUAAUAACAAUUAUUAGACACAACUUCUAGUGGAUUUCAGAAAUAGGUAGAAAAGAUUAAAAAAAAAGAUAAUCUAAUGAUACAAGAAAUUAAUUAUAUGGAUAAAGGAAUUUAGGUCAAUUUAGAAUAAUAAUCAAUUUAUUGUAAAAAUAGUACAAAUAUGUAAUUAAGAGAUAUUGAGGAAUUUUCUCCUUAAUAAGAUGUUUUAGUAAUAAUGAGAGAUGAUGGAGAUUCAAGAGCUUCUCCAGUAACAAAGAGGAGGAGCAUCAGUUAAAAUAAUAAAAAAUAACAAUUCAAUAUUCCAUGUUAAUUUAUGAAUAAUCAAAAUCUAACUCUGUAUUAGGCAUCAAAAUUAAAAGCCUAAAAUAAAACAAUAUAUUCAGAUUAAUAGCAAAUUUAAUAGAAUAUAAAUUUAGGCAUUGGGUUCUUACCUACAAGUCCAUUUUAAUUUUAUUAAGAAUUAUUUAAAGAGAAAUAAAAAUUGCAAUUAAAAAAUUAUACAAUAAUUAAGGAUUAAGGAAUUUAAAUUUAGAAUAAUUACAAAAGAAAAAUAGAACCAAGUAUUGAAGGUAAACAUUUACAAAUUCCAAGUUAUUUAAAAUGA